AUGUCUCCCUCGCUCCAAUUUCCCCUUGAGCCCAUUGUAUCUGAUGCCGAUCUUCCCGUAAUCGACCUCUCCAAAUUUCCACAAGAGUUAGAUGAUGAAGAACUAAGCCACCUUGGAGAUCAUCCCAUGCUCGCCAAAAUAAGAGAGGCUUGCAUAGAAUGGGGAUUUUUCCGUCUCGUCAACCAUGGAAUUUCAGUAGAGCUUCUGGAUAAGGCGCAGAACGUUAGCCGAGGUUUAUUGUCCAUGCCAAUUGAGGCUAAAGAGAGAGCCAUGACAACCUGUAAUCCAUACGAUAGUUACCAUCGAAAGGAUAAUUUUGAGACAUUCAGUCUUCUCUACUCCUGUAAAUCAGAAUCUCUAGAACAAAUGUGCUUAAAGUUAUGGCCUGAAGGGAAUCCAAGUUUCUGCGAGACGAUGGUAACCUACGAUCUAUGUGCCUCAAAUCUCGCGCAAAAAAUCAGUAAAAUUAUUGUUGCAAGCCUUGGAUUGGAUGCCGUUGCCCUCUACCGUUCUCACUUUGAAAAGUGCAUAUCAAGAUUGCGGUUAAAUGGGUAUUCAUCGCACCAAAAAAGUAUCGGUGAGGAGAUUCUGGAAUCUAAUGCAGAUCCCGGGUGCCUCACAAUACUUUACCAAGAUGAUGGGGGAGGCCUUGAAAUUCGAUCUCGGGAAGGCAAAUGGUUCCACGUCAAACCUGUGUCUCAUUCAUUUGUUGUCAAUCUUGGGGACUCGCUCAAGGCGUGGACUAAUGGCAGAUACCGCAGCGCAGAGCAUCGCGUUGUUUGGAAAGGGUGGAUGGAUCGAAUGUCUAUAGCCUUUUUUACUUCAUUUCCAAUGGAGACAGAAAUCUGGGCGCCUGAGGAACUUGUGGACAACAACAACCCAAGGCGUUACAAGCCUUUCCUCCUCUCGCAACUCCUACAUGAGGUUGCACAUGGUCAAGAAGACAGAGAGAAAGCUACUGCUCUCGAACGAAUCUUUGUAAAAUCUACAAGAUAUUAG
Messenger RNA from Cryptomeria japonica (Japanese cedar), 999 nucleotides. Its product is annotated as 2-oxoglutarate-dependent dioxygenase DAO-like. The transcript has 3 exons. Gene Ontology annotation, molecular function: dioxygenase activity. NCBI's taxonomy places the organism in Eukaryota, Viridiplantae, Streptophyta, Pinopsida, Cupressales, Cupressaceae. The coding region runs from base 1 to 999 and encodes 332 amino acids. The record is from RefSeq and is a predicted model, not a curated record.